Messenger RNA from Elephantulus edwardii (Cape elephant shrew), 3015 nucleotides. RefSeq names its product epithelial chloride channel protein-like. The transcript is spliced from 16 exons. The record is from RefSeq and is a predicted model, not a curated record. The coding region runs from base 1 to 3015 and encodes 1004 amino acids. Lineage: Eukaryota; Metazoa; Chordata; Mammalia; Macroscelidea; Macroscelididae. Gene Ontology annotation, biological process: chloride transport. Gene Ontology annotation, molecular function: intracellularly calcium-gated chloride channel activity.
AUGAUGUUCAGUCUGAACAUUAUUCUGUGUCUAGCCUUUCAACUCUUUCUUGGAGUGAACAACUCAAUGGUAACUUUAAACAACAAUGGGUAUGAUGGCAUUGUCAUUGCAAUUAAUCCCAGUGUUCCAGAAGAUAACAGACUCAUUCAAAGCAUAAAGGAGAUGGUACGUGAAGCUUCUCCUUACCUGUUUCGUGCCACCAAACAAAGGGUAUAUUUCAGGAGUGUAAGCAUUCUAAUUCCAGUGACCUGGAAAUCAAAACCUGAGUAUAUGAUGGCAAAGCAGGAAUCAUAUGAGCAGGCAGAUGUCAUAGUUGCUGCCCCUGAUCUGAACUAUGGAGAUGAUCCGUACACACUUCAGUAUGGACAAUGUGGACAAAAAGGGAAAUAUAUACAUUUUACUCCAAACUUCUUGUUGUCUGAUAAUUUGCUUUUAUAUGGGCCUCGAGGCAGAGCAUUUGUCCAUGAAUGGGCCCAUCUCCGUUGGGGCGUAUUUGAUGAGUAUAACAAUGACCAGCCAUUCUAUAUGUCCAGAAAGAAGACUAUUGAAGCAACAAGAUGUCCGACUGAUAUUAAUGGCACUUAUAUUGUCAAUGAAUGUUCAAGUGGGAACUGCAAAACAAGAACAUGUAGACAUGACCCGAAGACAGGCCUGUAUGAAGAAAACUGUAUGUUCUUUCCACAAGAAAACAAAACUGCAAAGGAAUCCAUAAUGUUUAUGCAAAAUAUUAAUUCUGUGGUAGAUUUUUGUACAUCAAAGACACACAAUACAGAAGCUCCAAAUUUACAAAACAAAAUGUGUAACAAAAGAAGCACGUGGGAGGUAAUCAUGGAGUCUAGUGAUUUUCAGAAUCUAUCUCCCAUGAAAAGAAUGGAUCCUCCAGCUCCUCCUACAUUUUCAUUGCUGAAGUCCAAACAGCGAGUGGUCUGUUUGGUACUUGAUAAUUCUGAAAGCAUGAACACAGACGAUCGUCUCAUUCGAAUGAAGCAAGCAGCAGAAUUAUUCUUGAUUCAAAUUCUUGAAAAAGGAUCUUUUGCUGGACUGGUUACAUUUUCAGAUACUGCUAAAAUCCAAACUUAUCUCACAAAAAUAUCUGAUGAUAAUUCUUACAAAAAAAUCCUUAAAAAGUUGCCUAAAAAAGCUAGUGGUGGACUUGCAAUAUGUGAAGGACUGAAAUCAGGAUUUCAGGCAAUUACCAAGAGUAACCAAAGUACAUUUGGUUCUGAAAUCAUAUUACUGACAAAUGGGGAAGAUCCUAAAAUAAGUUUAUGCUUUGAAGAGGUAAAACAAAGCGGUGCCAUCAUCCACACCAUUGCUCUUGGACCUUCUGCUACCAAUGAACUGGAGACACUGUCAAAAAUGACUGGAGGAUAUCACUUUUAUGCCAAUAAAGACCCAACUGGCUUGAUUGAUGCUUUCAGUAGAAUUUCAUCUAGAAGUGGAAGUCUCUCUCAACAGGCUAUAGAGCUGGAAAGUAAAUCUUUCAAUACUUCCGGAAACACAUGGGUAUAUGGUAGAGUCCCUAUAGAUAGUACAAUUGGAAGUGAUACUUAUUUUGUUGUCAUCUGGAAGAAAACAAAACCAGAAAUUUACCUUCAAAAUCCAAAAGGAAAGAUAUAUAACACCUCAGAUUUCAAAGAAGAUAAAAUACAUAUUCGAUCUGCCCGUCUUUACAUACCAGGUAUUGCAGAGACAGGCUUUUGGAUUUACCGCCUUAAAAAUAAAGAUAUCAACCAUCAACUACUAACGGUGAUAGUAACUACUCGAGCAAGUAGUCCUACAAAACUCCCAGUGACCAUAACUGCUCACAUGAGUGAAAAUACAGCACAGUACCCUAGCCCAAUGAUUGUUUAUGCACAAGUCAGCCAAGGGUUUUUGCCUGUUCUGGGAUUUGAUGUGACAGCCACGAUAGAAAAUGAAACAGGGCAUCAAGUAACAUUGGAGCUCUGGGACAAUGGUGUAGGUGCUGAUACUGUCAAGAAUGAUGGCAUCUACUCGAGAUACUUCACAGAUUAUAGUGGAAACGGUAGAUACAGUUUAAAAGUACGUGCUCAGUCAAGAAAAAGCGGUGCCUAUAUAAACUUAAGGCACCAUCAGAACAGAGCUAGAUAUAUACCAGGCUAUACUGUUAAUGGUACAGUUGUAGCGAACCCACCCAGACCUGUUUUCAAAGACGUGGUAAAACCCAGUGGAGAAAGCAGUAUUGUCAGAACGGUACUUGGUGGGGCAUUUGUUGUAGAAGGAAAUUCUUGCCCUGAAGCAACUCCUUUAACUCCAUUCCCACCAAGUAAAAUUAAUGACCUUCAUGGUAAAUUUGAAAAAAAUAUUAUUCACCUUACAUGGACUGCUCCAGGAAAUAACCUUGAUAAAGGAAAAUCCAAACACUAUGAUUUAAGGACCAGCAAUAGUUACCAGCAGCUCCAAGAUGAUUUCAACAAUGCUCAUCCUGUGAAUACUUCCAGCCUGAUACCCAGAAUGGCUGGCUUAACAGAAAAUUUUGAAUUUAUUCCAACAAUGUACAAUCUAGAAAAUGGUACCCAAGUGUAUAUUGCAAUUAAAGCUAUCAGUGAAGAAAAUCUCACCUCAGAGGUUUCUAAUAUUGUAGUAGUAACAUAUAUUGUUCCUAGUCUAGGGACCAAUAUUUUUGCAGUCCGUAUGGCAUUUUGGGGAUUAGCUGUGAUAGUAUCUGUUAAAUUUAACAAGAAGAUAACUGACGACCUUAAAAGUGUUAUUUAUGUGGCCAAAGACAACACAAAACGGAAGACUUCCCGGAGCGCCACGCGGCCGGACCGCCGCGGUCCUGAUGGGGGCGCUGUUCCCGAGAUAACCUUCAUAAAAGCUCCGCCCCGCAGCAGGCGCUCGCUGGCUACGUUGGGAACCCGGGCCGCAAAACAGGAACAGCCAUCUCCCGCUUGCAAGCCGGUGCCAACGCAGACGUUAGCGGCUGGCCUCCGGACGCCCGAGGCCCCGCGUCUCGGCCGCAGCCGCCGCCGGCGCGCGCAGCUCGCUCUGUGA